AUGGACGAAAUUAUCGAAAGCCGUCGUAUUACACUUGUUGAUGGAGAACCAAUGACUUAUAUUCAUCAUUUCCAUGUGGAAAUCUUUGCAACGGUAAUUGAUGAGGUUGCUGAAGAAUUGAACAAUCGUUUCAAUGAGGCAAACACUAAUUUGCUUAAGGGUGUAUUGAGACUUGAUCCUUCCAACAACUUUGCUCGUUUUGAUCAUCAUGAAAUACUCCAUCUUGCUAGAUUAUACUUUGAAGAUUUCUCUACUGCUGAGCUAGCUGAGCUUCACUACCAACUUGAACUCUACAUUGAUGUUGUAAGAGGUGUUCCAGAUUUCUAUAAUCUUGUUGAUGUUGGAGCUCUUGCAAUAAAGAUGGUGAAGCAUAAAUAUCAUAUUUGUUUUCCUUUGGUGUAUCGACUCAUUGAGCUAGCAUUGGUGUUACCAAUUGCCACAGCUACUGUUGAGAGAUGUUUUUCAACAAUGAAUGUUGUGAAGACCGAUUUGCGCAACUGA
Molecule: messenger RNA, 501 nt
Organism: Dioscorea cayenensis subsp. rotundata (Guinea yam)
Lineage: Eukaryota; Viridiplantae; Streptophyta; Magnoliopsida; Dioscoreales; Dioscoreaceae
Exons: 2
Coding region: 1-501 (166 amino acids)
Molecular function (GO): protein dimerization activity
Source: RefSeq, a predicted model, not a curated record